This is a messenger RNA of Candidozyma auris, 336 nucleotides long. It is a transcript of the gene RBP1, whose product is annotated as peptidylprolyl isomerase FPR1. The transcript has a single exon. The record is from RefSeq and is a predicted model, not a curated record. Lineage: Eukaryota; Fungi; Ascomycota; Pichiomycetes; Serinales; Metschnikowiaceae. Bases 1 to 336 code for a protein of 111 amino acids. Gene Ontology annotation, molecular function: peptidyl-prolyl cis-trans isomerase activity.
AUGGCCCCAAGCACUACUGAAGUUGAAAUUAUUCUGGAAGGUGACGGAAAGGUUUUCCCAAAAGUUGGUGACACCGUCACCAUCCACUACACUGGUACGUUGGAAAACGGUAAGAAAUUCGACUCUUCCCGUGACAGAGGCAAACCCUUCCAAUGCACCAUCGGUGUUGGUCACGUCAUCAAGGGCUGGGACAUUGGCAUUCCAAAGUUAUCUGUCGGUUCUCAGGCCAAAUUGACCAUUCCUGGCCACGAGGCGUAUGGUUCCAGAGGAUUCCCAGGUCUCAUUCCUCCUGAUGCCACCUUGAUUUUUGAUGUUGAGUUGUUGGGUGUUAACUAG